Colletotrichum abscissum is the source of this 1908-nucleotide messenger RNA. RefSeq lists its product as uncharacterized. Lineage: Eukaryota; Fungi; Ascomycota; Sordariomycetes; Glomerellales; Glomerellaceae. Bases 1 to 1908 code for a protein of 635 amino acids. The record is from RefSeq and is a predicted model, not a curated record. The transcript is spliced from 3 exons.
AUGUCCUCGUCGCUAGCCCGCACCCGCUCCCUGCGAAAGCCAACGCAGGGCUCCUCGACCGAUCUUCCCCCUACGACCGCAACCUCCGUAUCCUCCUCGGCUUCAAUCACGGCAGCUAGAGGCCCCGCGAGCUCGACCACAGGAGGAGCAGCAGCAGCGCCAUCAGCGUCGGCGUCCACAUCCCACCGCCCCGUAUCCCCGAGUAGACUACCCGCGCCCCGGUCCCUCGCCGCAACACGUCCCACAACACGCACCGUCUCCGGCGCCAGUGUCGCGAGCAGUACAGCGGCGGCGGCCACAACCGCCUCCGAGGCGCCCAAGAAGAAGAGGCCGAACCCCUUAUCGUCGCUGCUGAGCAGAAGCUCUUCGACGCGCCAACCAGCGUCCGUGACAACGUCGAUUUCGACGAGACAAAGAGAUGUGGUAGCAGGUGCUGGAGCAGGAGGAGGACUAGCUAGCUCGGGACCAAUAAGCGCCCCUUUGAGCAGGACAAGCGCGCUCUCGGGCCUUACGAGGACGACUUCGACGAGGGAACCGGGACUGACACGGACGCGAUAUCCCGCAAACGCCUCGACGAGCAACCUCAGCCUCGUCUCCGAGACCGACGACCUCGGGCGGUCUACCAUCCUCGAGACGCGCCGGUGCACCAACGACGACUUCGACAGGAGCAGCAGCAACAGCGGUAGGAGCUGGGAGUCCAACAAAGGGCCACGCGCGCGCAAGGAGCGUCGCGACCCUGAACAACAGCACCGUCCUCCGACCCCCAAGCCAGACGUCGUCUACCGGGGCCACUGGCGCCGCACCGAGAUCACGCCCGACGUCCCUAUACGGCGCACCUCCGACGUCUUCCUACCCAUCCUCAACAGCAUCCACGACCACAAGACCCCGUCCCCCCUCAGCAACAGACCGCCUCUCCUCGAAACCAUCCGUAUCCUCCCUCUCCUCCGCAACAACCACAACAUCAACGCGCACAGCCCGAGCAGGCAGCACAACAACAGCACCAACCCGCCAACCCCUCAAACAACCUCAAAAACCACCACCAUCCCACCAAGCAGCAACAACAGCACCACCACACCUCGCCCGCCAACAAGCCCAACAACGACACCCCUCCCCAACCUCACCACCCAGAACCACAAAACCGAGCUCCUCCAGCUCCACCUCCUCCACCGCGACCUGCCGCAGGUCACGUCCCAAUGGCACGCCAGCGCCCGCUCCAAGCUCGCCGCGCGCCACGCCGACCUCGCGGCCUCGGCGAGAAGCCUCGCAGCCCUCGAAUCCGACGCCGCGGAGCGCCGUAACCUCGCAGCCCUAAGUAGCUGGGGAGCAUCCACCGGCAAAAGCGGCAAGGCAGUAACAUCAUCCCUGCCGCUGGAAGACCGCGUCCAGCGCCUAGACGCCCUCCUCACAUCCCUCUGGUCCCUCGACGACCCAGGCGGAAAACACCACCGCCUCGUCCGCGCCUUCGAGCGCUGGGCCUCUUCCCUCGCCGACCUCGAAGCCGCCCGCGCCCGCGCAGAAGACGGCGCCGACCCCUCCGCCCUCCUCGACGACAACGCGGACGUCCGUUUCGGCGGCGGCCUCGACGCGCGGUGGAAAGACGACGCCGCGGCGUUGGUAAGGCGUCUCGAGGGGUGGCAUGCGCAGCUCAGGGAGCUAGAGUAUCGCGGUGAUGAUGACGAGGACGCGACCGCUAGUGCUACCACGACACAAGCGUCGAGCUUGAAGCGCAUGUUGGACGGAUGCAGCAGUCUCGUCAGGGACAUGCUCGACGAGCUGGCCGUCAUGGAAGAAAUCGAGGCAGCGGCGGUGGAGAGGGAGAACGAGUGGAUUAAGAAGAUGAACAGAGAGGGAGACGACGGCCGCGGCAGAGAUACCCAGAGAGCCGGUGCCAUUUGGAGAGUGAUUUAA